Molecule: messenger RNA, 237 nt
Organism: Zychaea mexicana
Lineage: Eukaryota; Fungi; Mucoromycota; Mucoromycetes; Mucorales; Lichtheimiaceae
Exons: 1
Source: RefSeq, a predicted model, not a curated record
UUCACAUGGCUCGUUUUCUUGAACGAAAAAUGGGUCCCAUUCGACGCACCCAACCAACUCAAGCUCGAACAAACUUUGACAUUGGGUGGUACCUUUGUUGACGUUUCGGACUCGCAUUUUCCAAACGUGAAACGAGUACGCGUGUUUCCAAAGAACAAUUAUCUUUCGUACCUUGGCGUCAAGUAUCGAUUGUCUCGCAUCAUGCAGCCCGAUGCCUGGUUGGAUCAUGCCAAUCUU